GUCAGGAUCCCGGAGCAGAUCAUCAUAGUAGAUAGCUCAAUGGUGGAGAAUGAGGUCAUCAAAAGCUUGGGGAAGGAUGGCAGCCUGGAGGAUGACGUGGAUGAAGAGGAUGACUUGGAUGAAGGCAUAGGGGGCAAGCGCCGGAGCAUGGAGGUGAAACCUGCGCAGGCCUCCCACACCAACUACCUGCUGAUGAGGGGCUACUACUCCCCCGGCAUCGUCAGCACCCGCAACCUCAAUCCCAAUGACAGCAUCAUGGUCAACUCCUGCCAGAUAAAGUUCCAGCUCUGCUGCAGCCCUGUGCCCACCCAGCUCAGGCCCGCUGGUUUAGGGUUGACUGUCAGAGGAAAUGACAUUCAGAUCCUGCUGACUGAGCAGAACCACUUUGAGCAAGAGAAGUUCCUAUGCCCCACAGCUCAAGGCUCCUUGGGAUCCACUCCAGGAUCCUAA
Molecule: messenger RNA, 450 nt
Organism: Rhinopithecus roxellana (golden snub-nosed monkey)
Lineage: Eukaryota; Metazoa; Chordata; Mammalia; Primates; Cercopithecidae
Product: general transcription factor 3C polypeptide 1-like
Exons: 3
Coding region: 40-450 (136 amino acids)
Source: RefSeq, a predicted model, not a curated record